UUUUUAAUAGCUAAAUUAAUAUAAAACUAUGUUCCUCGAAUAAUACUUAACGUUAUUAUUAGAAAUAGAUUUUGAUCUAUUGUUUUCGAAGAGUAAUCGUGAAUUCGGAAUCUAUAACUUGAAAUACUACAAAACAAGAUGGCCAAUUUCUUUUGGACAACUAUACAACUACUGACGUUCACAAUUUUACAAAUAACAUGUCAAAUCGAAGAAAAGAUUCAACGGAAAUAUGAUCAAACACCUUCAUAUGUUUAUCCUAGGCAUUUUAAAAACACAGAUCAUUUUCUCGAAGAAAAUAUAUGCAAGCCAUCAUUUUCAUUAAUGGAUUCAGAUAUGACCGAACCAAUAAUUAUUCAUAUGAAAUGUGAACCAAUCAAAGGAAUACGUCGCGUGAAUGCUCCUAAAAAUUACGAUGCUUCUACUUUUGAUGAAGAAAUAGCCAAAGAUCACGAAUUACAACAAUUUCCUAUACAAGAUCCGAAAAAUAAUGAUUAUUUUGAAGGAAAGAUGAAUAAUUUCAGAGUUUAUCAUGGAAACAAUCAACCUAUCAACAAUAACUAUUUUGAUUUACAUUCUGAAGAUAAAAUUAUGCGUAAGCAAAUUUCACCCAAUAAAGAACAGAUAAAUCAUAAUAAAACUUUAUUAAAUCAAGUAAUGAGUGAAGCAUUAAGGAUUUAUCUUAAUUUAUUACAAGAACCAUCAGGCAACGAGGACAGCCCGACACAUAAAUUUAUAAGAAACACAAUGAAUGACAACAGUACCAAAAUAUACAGUAAAAAUUUAAAAAAUGUGAAUUCAGACAAAAUUCUAAACUCUACAUCAAAGUUUCUACCGUUUACAUCACAUAAUAGAUCCAAUUAUUUAAAUAACUCAGAAACUGAAAAACCAAGUAAACCUCAACAUAAUUAUUUUACGGAGCUCUUUACAGAUACAGUUAUUAGCUCUAAAUUAAACACAAAGCACUCUUAUAUUGAAAAUAAGUACUUGAAAAUAGAAAAAGAUUUAAUGGUUAAUAAUCAAACACAUGCUUGCUUUUAUAACAAAAAAGAGUUUAUCAAUAAUAAAACAAUUAGUUAUUAAGUAAUUAUGCUCUGGAGAGCAAGAGUAAUAUAGAGUUGCAGGAACUUAUAUAGUAUUAAUAUACGUAUAGUUAAUAAAUCAAAAUUUUAGUUAAAAGUGUGUACGUAAACAUAAUCUUGUAAUAAACUGUAAUUUCUCGAGCAUAAUAAUUUAUACAUUAUCUUUUAGCUAAAGAAUUUAUAUAAGGUGAAUGAACUUUUUUAUUUAUAAAGGUAUGUUUUAUAUAUACUCUUAAGAACGGUUGAUAAGUUUAAUAAUUAGUUAAAUAUAUCCAAUGUAUAUUAUACAUUAAUUAAAAUA
Molecule: messenger RNA, 1380 nt
Organism: Daktulosphaira vitifoliae (grape phylloxera)
Lineage: Eukaryota; Metazoa; Arthropoda; Insecta; Hemiptera; Phylloxeridae
Exons: 2
Coding region: 139-1080 (313 amino acids)
Source: RefSeq, a predicted model, not a curated record